This is a messenger RNA of Malania oleifera, 1533 nucleotides long. RefSeq lists its product as uncharacterized. The record is from RefSeq and is a predicted model, not a curated record. Bases 166 to 1188 code for a protein of 340 amino acids. Gene Ontology annotation, biological process: response to photooxidative stress; photosystem I assembly. NCBI's taxonomy places the organism in Eukaryota, Viridiplantae, Streptophyta, Magnoliopsida, Santalales, Ximeniaceae. The transcript has a single exon. Gene Ontology annotation, cellular component: chloroplast thylakoid membrane.
UUUGUACGAAGCUGCACAAAAUAUAUAGGGAGAACAUGGAAAUCACUACCCGCAUCCUACAGAUGACAUGCCGCCCACUCUGCACUACUGAAAUUCAACCCUCUCACCAUACUUAAGCAGUUCAAUCCAUCACUUAAUUCUCUCACCUUUCACCCUUCCACCAUCAUGGCUUUUCCAGUCGGGCACAGAAAUGGCUCCUAUUCCCCAGCUGCAUAUGAAAAUGAAGCAUACCCUCAAGUUUCAGACAUCUGCGCCAGUACCAUUCCAAUCUCCUCCAGUUUCAUGAACAAAGCGAUCUUGCAGAAGGAGAAGCAGAUUUUGGUGGAUCCAGUAUCAGUGAAGGAGUCAACAGGUCCAAAAAUGGUUGCCAUCGAUCGUCCUCCGGAUCUGCUCCCUGCAAGGCCCAAGUUCCUGAGCUCCAGCCUUCCCAAUUCCGCCUCUUCUUCGCCCCGUUUCGCCUCCAAUAUGCUCAAGAAUAAGAAAUGGAGAAACCAGAGCCAAGCACAUAAUCUCAAUCUCACUCUGCAUUUGGACAGGAGUAAAUCCUGCGGCACCGGAAGAUCAUCUUGUGCAUUGGCCGACGAGCUUGAUCUUUGGGUUCGGAACAGAUCCAAUAUUGCCGAUGCCAACUUUUGCGGUAGAAGCGAGGCUAAUUACAAAGAUGCCGGGAUUGGAAACUCCAGGGGUGGAGAUAACGGCAAUGGCAGCUCUCGCGACGACGAUGGGUUCAAAUGCGGAGCGCUGUGCUUGUUUCUCCCGAGCUUGGGGAGAGGAAAGCCGGUGAAGGCCAGAAAGGAGGAAGUUGUAUUGGAGACACAGAACGUGAUAUCCAGGACGGUUUCACUCGAGAAAUUUGAAUGCGGAUCUUGGUCUUCGUCCGCCAUAAUCAACGACAUGGUUGCGGAGGAAGACGGGGAGUCGGCGAAUCUGUACUUUGAUCUGCCAACGGAGCUGAUCCGAAGCGGAUUCAAUGAGGCAAGCUCCCCAGUCUCAGCGGCUUUCGUGUUCGAGAAGGAUCAUCGGAAGGGCGUGCUGAAGAGCGUUAGGGGCGGAGGGAAGUCACAGGAAUCGUCUCGCCACGUUCGAUUUUCGGCGGCAAGCCCUGUCUCGUCCCCUUCUUGCAUCACGCCUCGGCUGCGGAAGGCAAGGGAGGAUUUCAACGCCUUCUUGGAGGCGCAGAGCGCAUGAGCGGCACAGGCACAGUCGCUGGGUUCUGAAACCUGAACUGGUUUUGUGUUUUUAAGUUACCAUAUUGGCGGCACCCUUUUCAUAUUUCAAGCCAUCUCCCAUCUUCCAAGGUGCAUGCAUGCAAGCUUGCGUUAUGCUCGUCUUUCCUAGUUAGUGCACUUUUCUAUUAGCCAAGAAAAUUUUUGACUCCUUGGUUUGCAACGCUUGAUAACUUGAUUGGGUACCUUAACAAUGGAGAAAGGGUAUUGUCCACGGAUGAUGAUCCAUCUCUCUGAAUAAACUUCUUUUGAAAUUUUGAUUUGGACAUGAAUGCCAGUGUUUUGUUAUAUGAACGGAUUGUAUUUC